Messenger RNA from Osmerus eperlanus (European smelt), 4882 nucleotides. RefSeq names its product TNF receptor-associated factor 2-like. Bases 219 to 2012 code for a protein of 597 amino acids. Gene Ontology annotation, cellular component: cytosol; cytoplasmic side of plasma membrane. The record is from RefSeq and is a predicted model, not a curated record. The transcript is spliced from 11 exons. Gene Ontology annotation, molecular function: ubiquitin-protein transferase activity; zinc ion binding; tumor necrosis factor receptor binding. NCBI's taxonomy places the organism in Eukaryota, Metazoa, Chordata, Actinopteri, Osmeriformes, Osmeridae. Gene Ontology annotation, biological process: regulation of apoptotic process; protein K63-linked ubiquitination; positive regulation of canonical NF-kappaB signal transduction.
AGUGCAAUGGCGAUAUUGGACAAUAACAGCCACCGCUUUUCGGUACCAUAUUUAUUAUGUCGUUAACGCCACAGAAAACACAUACAUUCCGCAUCAGAAUUGCAUGUCAAAUCUGUAGAUUUCACGCGCGUGGGGCUAAGACGAGAGGGAGUAUUUUACCAUAUCUGCAAGCGAUGACAGUUAAACGCUGACCCUGUUGUGACUUGUGAAGAGGCACCAUGGCAACACAGGAACCCUCCCCACCCUCGUCGAUGGAGAGCAACAAACCUGGAUUCCCCAAGAAGAUCCUUGCCAACAAGCUGGAGGACAAGCACCUGUGUAACUGCUGUCACCACUUACUGAGGAGACCGUUUCAGGCCCAGUGUGGUCAUCGCUUCUGUUCCUACUGUUUCAACAGGACAGUAAGCAAUGGACCUCAGAAAUGUAACGCUUGUAUCAAAGAGGAGAUUUUCGAAGAGCCAACGUCGAUCUUAAAGCAAGGCUGUGCUUUUCCUGAUAAUGCAGCUCGGAGAGAGGUUGAAAAUCUUUCUGCCGUCUGUAUUAAUGAAGGCUGUACUUGGAAAGGCAACAUUAAAGAGUAUGAGCUGAACCAUGAAGGGAAAUGCGAGUUCAUGAUCAUCCCCUGCCCUUCCUGCAAAGAACGGCUUCGCUUCAACGAGCAAGAACGGCACAAUGAGCGCGAGUGCCCUGAGAGAACGCUCAACUGCAAGUACUGCAAGGAACCGUUCCACUUCAAAAACAUCAAGGCCCACGAUGAGAUCUGUCCUAAGUACCCAAUGAUCUGCGAAGGCUGUGCCAAGAAAAAAAUCCCCAGGGAAAAGUAUGUAGACCACAUCAAGUUCUGCAGCAAGUUUAGAACUCCGUGCCGGUUCCAUGUUGUCGGGUGUGAUAUGUCAGUUGAGAAGGAAAAGAUCCACGACCACGAACGAGCCUGUGCCUACGAGCACCUCAACCUGCUUCUGCACUACAUCAUGGGCAUGAAAGUGAGCAUGGAGGGCCUGCAGCCCCAGGGCCUGGAGCUGGCUGGACACAAGCUGCUGGAGCUCCACCAGUCCCUCAGGGAGCUCGAGGCCCGAGUCUCCCAUCUCAGCACCACCUCCUCUGGGCCUCCCGUGCAGGGGGCUGCCUCCUCCUCCUCCGGUUCCUCCAGCUUCGGUCCUCCUGGUCCCUCUGCCCCAGCUCCCCUGCCUCCCAUGCCCGCCCCGGCCCCCACCCUGUCGGUGUCCACCUCCUUCACCCCCCUGCCCAGCUCUGUGGGAGCGGCCCUGGAGCUCCAGCUGCACAGCGAGAAGACAAAGGUGGCCGAGCUGGGCCGCAGGUGCACAGACCUGGAGGUGAAAGCAGGCACGUUUGAGAAUGUGGUGUGCGUGCUGAACAGAGAGGUGGAGAGGUUCGCCACAACUACGGAGGCCAGUAAUCGCCAGCACCGGUUGGACCAGGAUAAGAUCGAGGUUCUGAGUAACAAGGUCCGACAGUUGGAGAGGACAGUAGGGCUGAAGGACCUGACCGUAGCAGAGAUGGAAGGCCGGCUGAGGGAGAUGUCGGCCUCCACCUUUGACGGAGUCUUUGUCUGGAGGAUCUCUGACUUCACCAAGAAGAGGCAGGACGCCACAGCUGGCAGAGCUCCAGCCAUGUUCUCUCCAGCCUUCUACACCAGCAAGUACGGUUAUAAGAUGUGUCUUCGGAUCUACCUGAAUGGGGACGGGACUGGGCGUGGCAGCCACCUGUCCCUGUUCUUCGUGGUGAUGAGGGGACUGAACGAUGCCCUGCUGAAAUGGCCCUUCAAUCAGAAGGUGACUCUCAUGCUGCUGGACCAGAGUAACAGGGAGCACAUCAUCGAUGCGUUCCGGCCUGACAUCACUUCCUCUUCCUUCCAGAGGCCCGUGAGUGAGAUGAACAUCGCCAGCGGCUGCCCGCUCUUCUGCCCGCUCUCCAAGCUCGACGCCAAGAACUCCUACAUCCGCGACGACACCAUUUUCAUCAAGGCCAUCGUUGACCUCACGGGCCUCUAGAUGCCCACAGUUAGCACUGCAACCAUUCAGGCUCCAUUUUGGCUCCACGCGAGCUCCAUUAGGGCUCCAUCUGGGCUUCUUUCAGUCCCCUGCAGGUGUGGGGAGACAGACAUGCCUUCUACUGUGUGCUGCAUGCCUCUCCAGUGGGGUCUCCGUCCUGGAGGCCCUGAUAGGAGGUGUUAACUGGUGGUCGCUGGCUGCAGAGAAGCUCUGGUGCCUGAUAUUGUUUGGGUGCGAUGAUUUCUUUGGUUUCUUGAUGUCACAACACUGGUUCUUCAUGGUGCUUAAACCCCACUCUAGCUCAGCAUUUCUACCCAUGGAAAAAGGUUGAGAAACAGACACCUGAGUACUGCAUGUCGACUCAGUGUUUAAUAGAGUGGAACGUAGGGUGCUGAGUCAAACAGUCAUACAGGAGUGCUGUUAGCAGAGAUAGAUUUGGUCGUGUGGUUUUUAUGUCGGUGUAGGAUACCGACUCGCUGCUUACGUUAGAGGUAGAAGCUUGAUGCAGGGUAUUUACAUUUUCUUGCUAAUUUUGAUCGUGGAUAUUGUGAGCUUCUAAAACCCAUUGUUGAGUAAAUUUGCAUAGACAAACGUGGAGUUAUGUUACGAAUACGACUACGGGGCAUUCGUUUGCCUUUUUCGCGCAAAGUGCAUGCGGCUAUAGUUAAUUGGCUUUUUUUCGUGUCAGGUGCGCUUUUCUUUCCUUGAACCUAGCUUGUUGUUCAACUUGUUUGUGAGGUGGGCCCAUCCGUAAUGGUGGACAUUGCCUGCAUGUCUUUAAUCCAGGAAUACAUAAUAAUAAAGUUAAGUGUUGCAUUUGUGUUUCCCUCUUAAGGGGUGCAGGAUUGCGAUUGGUGGUUCGGGACAUCUGUGGAAGAUACUGUGGAGUUAUCAGGGUGUCAUGGCAACGUGCCAAUCAAGCCUGAGACAUAGGUUGUGUGUUUUGGUCUCUUUGACAGAUACACAAUUGCUGGAGGUUUUGCUCGGCACAUGCUCAGUAGCUUACAUCUCACUACACAUAAGUACUGUGCCCCCACCACAGAUCGAAGUGAUACAGGUUCUGUGAACUGAGGGAAUGGAAUGAUCUGUUCCUGGUUUUCUGUCCACAUACAACACAGUUCAUGCAUAAUAUGUCUCUGUGGCUCUCUGAUAUGAUACCGAUGUGAAUCGAAUACAUGUUGAUGUUGAUGCAAAAAUAUCAUAUUUAUAUUAUUUUGUUUAAAGAGGCUGAAAGACAAAUUAUUGAAUAUAGCUAAAGUAUUGUGUUUUACCUUUCUUUAAAUUGGCCACAGGUCAUUGGUGAUUUGCUUAUUGCAUAUUUGUUGUAUACCCAGAUGCCCCACAUUUUCUAAAAUCUCCAUAUUCUGGGGUUGGGCGAAACUUCUGACACAAAUUCAUUGUAUUCUAUGAAGCACCAAUCGUGCUGGUCAAAACGCUACGACUCUGCCAGUUCCAUGACUUGGAUUGCGUCUGUGGUUCCUGUCUGUUUCCACUAGGGGGCGCUGUUUAGCUGAGCCUGCUGCGCUCAUGCAGGCUUCCACUAGGGGGCGCUGUUUAGCCUCAAGCAGGCUUCCACCGGCCUGUUUUAGACCCUGUCUCGACCUGUAUUGAAACCUCUCUGUGCAUGGGAGGCUUCAAUUCAUAUUCAGUAUUGCGGUUCAUGAUUGGUUUACCUUAUAGACUAAUGGUGAAUGCAUUUAUUUGUAUUUGUUUGGAAGAAUGUAAAUAUGAUAGUAUAUUUAUUAUUAUGUUAUAUCUAGCAUCGCCGCUGUUCAACAGGGGCAUUUGCUUAUAUAUUCCUUGCAGUUUAUAAAUAUGUAUAUUUAAUAUCAUAAUAUUGGAAUAUUCAAUAUCUUGAUGUUAAUAUACACUAAUUGUUAUUAAUACAAAUAGUAUUGUUAAAUAUCAUAGUAAUUAUAUACCUAUAUAUCUACUUUGUGUUUGUCAAGAUGGUUUAAAACAGGUCAGGACAGUCACUUAUAAAACAAAACAAUUAUUGCCAAAUGCAACAGACAGAUGUUAUCUUGAGAUCAGAGCUCUGCUAGACUUUUAUAUUAUACCUCAUUUUACAGAGUUCAUUCCUAUAAGCCCAUGGGAUUCAUUGUAAUUUUGUUUACAUUACUCAAAAUGACCAGCAAGGUUUAUGACAGAAGAACAGUGACCUAGUUAUGGGUACUGUUAAGACUGGGUGUCAGCCUAUUUCAUUAUUUGAGGAUUGAAGAUUAGUUUGGUCUUGUAAAGUUGAUCAACAUUUUCAUAUACUAAAUUCAUCUUGUACACAUAGUUUGUUUGCUUCAAAUGGAAAAAUUAUAAUAAAGUAAUGUAUAGUUCACAUACAAUAGUAGGUUAUGACACCAUCUUUUCCUUACAUAUAUAUUCUUGUAAUGUGCCAAAAGUAAAUUUUACCUCUGUAUACUGAAAAGGGGGUAUUACAAGUUAUGAUUGCUUUCUAUGCUGAAAUAUGGUGCCAAAUAUACUUACUCUUCUAAUUUAUGGUAUACAUAUAGUAGUAGCUUGAUCCCAAUAUGAUGCAUGUUUCACUUUUGUAAGCAUCUAUACUGGGAAAUAAGAGAUGUAUACCCUCAACAAAGGUUCCUCUGAUAAUAUACCUUACUGUGGGUUUUUGAAUGUAAGCUUUAAUGCAGUUGUUUCUCUGAGAGAGCGUAUAACAGUUCUUUAUAAAAGUUGUGAUGCAGUCAAGUUGAACAAACUUGGGCACUUUGUAUGAUUUAAAUGUCGAACAGGGUACUUUGUUUAGUCAUUUGUAUACAGUGAACUUAGAGCCAUAUACAGUUUUGAUCAUCAUGAGUGUGUACUCCGUAACAUGAUAUGCAGUAUGUAAUAAAUGCAUUGAUGGAUUUGUGAUUUUA